CAGAUAUCGGGAGAGAGGCAACUCUACAACAAAGAAAAGAUGGCGACUCCGAAAGCAGCAAACUCUUCAGUUGCCCCUUUAACUUAUGGAAACAAACCCAAAAAGUUUCAAUUAGAGGACGAUGGUGAAUCUUAUAUGAUUGGCAGUGAAGUUGGAAAUUUUUUACGCCUUUUCCGAGGAUCUUUAUACAAGAAGUAUCCAUCUUUAUGGCGUAGGCUAGCCACAAUUGACGAGAGAAAAAAAAUAGCCUCACAAGAAAAUGCCAGUGGAAGUUCCCUGGCAACAAACAUUACGCUUGUUAGAGCAACAGAGAUAGAAGAGAUUCUCGAGGGUGAUGAUGACAAGUAUAAGGUUGAAUUACGUGAAAAGGUUGCAUUACAGAAUGUGGAUAGAAACAAGGCCAAGCGCGGUAGUAAUGUUUGGUUGCCAAAUAUUUUACCGAACAGUUCCCAUCAUCUUGAUGCAGUUCCAGCUGCCACUCCUAUUAACAGAAACAGAUUUGGUCCUAAGAGAGUUAAAUCUUUCCCAACUUGUUAUGAUGAUCAUGAUAUGGCAGCAGUACAUGAGGCAGCUGCAUUACCAGAAGAACUAAUACCUAUAAGGUUAGACAUUGAAAUAGAUGGACAGAAGUUAAGAGACUCCUUUACUUGGAAUAAAAAUGAGACACUAAUUACACCAGAGUCAUUUGCUGAAGUUUUUUGUGAUGACUUGGACCUUCCAGCUAACAGCUUUGUGCCAGCAGUUGCAUCUGCUAUUCAGCAACAAAUCAAACAACAUUCAACAGAAACAGAAAUCAAUAUGGAUGAUGCUGCUGAUCAAAGAGUUAUUAUAAAGCUAAAUAUUCAUGUUGGGAAUGUUUCACUGGUCGAUCAGUUUGAAUGGGACAUGGCAGAGCCAUUGAACACCCCUGAGCAGUUUGCAAUGUCAUUAUGUACAGACCUUGGAUUAGGCGGAGAAUUCGUUACUGCUAUUGCGUACAGCAUCCGUGGACAACUGAGUUGGCACACAAAGACAUAUGCUUUCAGUGAAGCGCCAUUGCCAACCAUAGACAACCCAUUUAGAACAGGAAAUGACGUAGACCAUUGGUGUCCAUUCUUGGAAACACUUACCGAUGCCGAAAUGGAAAAGAAACUGCGCGAUCAAGAUAGAAAUACGAGGCGUAUGCGUCGUCUGGCAAAUACGGUUCCAAGUUACAUAUGAUGUAUCAGUCAAGCCCAGUAUUGAUUCACCAAGCAAAGUUGAUGUACACUGAGGCACAACAGCUCAUAAAUUGAAGUCAUUGUGAACAUGUCACAGCUCAAUUAUACGGAGAUGUGUGCACUACCUUACGGGGAACUUAGUCAACUUACUAAAUGUUCAUUCAAGUUUAUGCUAGUCUCCAUUAAGCUGGCUAUUUUCUAACUUGCCAUGCAUCUGUCGAAGAUCCCAUUAAAGUACAUCUUUUAAAGACUUGCCUGGGCAUCAUUGAGGACGCAAAAACAAUAUUGUAACUGUUAACCUAUCUUGAUUUUUAUAUGAAAAGAAUGACACCGUACUCUAUACAUGAGUUUUAACGAGAAGAAAAA
This is a messenger RNA of Rhopilema esculentum, 1565 nucleotides long. RefSeq names its product SWI/SNF-related matrix-associated actin-dependent regulator of chromatin subfamily B member 1. Gene Ontology annotation, cellular component: nuclear chromosome. The record is from RefSeq and is a predicted model, not a curated record. NCBI's taxonomy places the organism in Eukaryota, Metazoa, Cnidaria, Scyphozoa, Rhizostomeae, Rhizostomatidae. Gene Ontology annotation, biological process: chromatin remodeling.